UUUCAAUCGCCCCGGUUGUCGCCUUGGCCGUUAAUGCCGCAUGCGCUGUGAGGUUACGUAUUGGAAAGCUCUAUUUGCAACUGACCCGCUGCUCUUUGCAUUGUUACAAUGUUGGGGCGAUUUGCGGGUCUACGGAACCGCCUUAAGAAGAGAGGGAUAAACCCAGAUCAUGACUUGCUGUUACACAAUUCUAACCUGUCGGAUGACCAAAUAGACAUGGCACGACAAGCACUGCAAAUCCUUGGCUUGGAGUCGCGGCAGCAUGAGCUUACAAAGGAGGAUUUCGUCAUCUUCCUGUAUGCCAUGGGGAUGAACCCCACGGAGGACAUCAUUGACAGCAAAAUAUAUGCUCUCAAGCUUCAUCACAAGAAGACAUAUACAUUCGGACAGCUAGCACACGUAUGGUACUCCAUGCUACAGGACUUGGCGGAUGAGGAUGAAAUCCUCAAACGCGCUUUCCAGUUCUUCGAUAAAGACAACAACGGCGUCAUCAGCAUCAAUGAGCUCAAGACGACCAUGCAUGAGCUGGGCGACUUGCUGACGGAGGAGGAGAUCGCGGACUUCAUGAACAUCAUGGAUGUCAACAACGAUGGAGUGAUCGGAUACACGGAGUUCCUGGCGACACUCAAGACGCAGGCCCCGGAUUCGGCACCCUACUCACGACUCGUUGCAACAACAGACGAUGACGCCAGCACCGUCGGCAGCGGCAUGUUCCGCGCAAAUGCUCAUUUCCUUGAUGCCCGGGUGGCAAGCAACGUGCCCACAAGCCUCAGCGCAUCUCCGCCGAUGGCGUCGGGAAUGGCGGCGGCGAGUGCGGCGCUAGGGUUGUCCAGUGGCAGGGCCCUCGAGGCACCCUCCCUGCGCGCAUCGGCCAUCACCCGGGGUGCACAUGGUGGUGGUGGAGGAGGAGGGCGUUGCAGCGGCGGUGGCGCCGGAGGGAACUGCAGCAGCGCCGGCGGCAGUGGCGGAGGCGCUGCGGAAGGAGAAGUAACUGCUUCGACUGCGCCGCCAGGCUAUGCGGAAGGAGCGUCGACAUCGUUGCCGGAGCCGGUGUCAGCAGCAGCGGUGGCGGCAGCGGCGGCGGGGACGGGUCCGGGUCCGGGCAGCGCUGCUGCUUCACUGCAGCCGUGCGCAAGCUCUAGAGGGGCUCCAGGGGCGGAGCCUUCGUUACGGACGCAGCCAGCGGCAGCAGCGGAGUCUGUGCUCGCGGCGCAGUUGGAUAACUCCUUGCUGCUCGCUCGGCCGCCCAGCCGUCGGCUGGGCAUACCGGUGUCGCCCCAGCCGCAACAGCUUCAGUUGCAGUGCAUGCCGUGCCCGCAAUCCGCACAACCGCAGCAGCAGCAGCCGCACAUGCAGCCGUUGCAGCAAACGUGGCAUCCGCAUCAGCAGCCACAACAGCGGGUUCAGCCACCGCAUCAGCACCAUGUGCAGCAGUUGCAGCAGCCACCGCAAGCGGCGGUCGAGGUGCCGCCAACGUUGCUGCAGCGAACCGCCUCACGACCAAGGUCCUUGGAGUUGGCGGGUUGCAAUCCGCUACGCACGCCGUCAACAUUGGAGCCAGGGCCUGGGUCGGGCGGCGGGAGUCCUGUGGAAGCUGGCCGUGUACUCACCUGAUGGGGC
This is a messenger RNA of Astrephomene gubernaculifera, 1620 nucleotides long. The record is from the annotation of a GenBank genome assembly. Lineage: Eukaryota; Viridiplantae; Chlorophyta; Chlorophyceae; Chlamydomonadales; Astrephomenaceae.